Molecule: messenger RNA, 3271 nt
Organism: Blepharisma stoltei
Lineage: Eukaryota; Ciliophora; Heterotrichea; Heterotrichida; Blepharismidae
Source: the annotation of a GenBank genome assembly
AUGGAAGAUACUGUUGACGAUGUAUUCCGAUUAGAAUCAGAAAUUAAAAAUCUCAAAUUCGCAUUGAGUAUUAUAGAGGGGAAAUUACAAGACCCAUUUAUAGAACGCAGAGCUUCGUCUACAAAUAAUAAAAGAAAUCCAAGCGAAGACAUUAAUGAAAUAACGAUGACCCCCAUCAAUCUUCAUGUCUAUUGCAACAAAAAUCCAAUUUUUUAAUAUAAAAUUUUAUAUAUAAAAAAAUAUAAUAAUUUUCAUGUCUCUUGCAACAAAUUAUAUACAUUAAAAUGGUGGCACGUGCCAACCUGCCCUCUUGGCACAGCAGUUCAGACCUUAUGGCUACAGCGAACUGGGACGGACUCCGAACCGAGAAUCAGACUCAGGCUCAGAAGCGUGUAUCCGGGUAGGCUUUGGCUGCUUUCCUGUGUUUGGAAAUGGAGAUGCUCAACAACAUCCUUGGAUCCGAGGACCAAUGGGUAUUCCUCUAACGAGAAACUGGGGUUUCAGCCCAGGCCACAGGGGAACAGUCUUUUUCCUGUAGCUGCCGAAGAAAGGCACUUUGACACCCAAUAGACUCCAAGAGCUGAUCCUUGGAAUCAAGCUACUCCAAUCGCCCGUAGCAGGGCGCAGAAAUCCAUAAGCCGCCCACUCAAGACUGAACUCCCAAGGCAAGGAGGAGACAGAAGGUACCGGAAGGGCACUCGUAAGAGGGAUAGAUCCUCUGGGCUGGAGUCGAAAAGCAGUAGAACUUUCCGUACGGGAGGUCUUUAAUUACUGUGUCAUCAAUAUGGCUAGCGCCUGUCUGUAAUAAUCUUAAUCCUAAUCCUCUUGCAACAAAUUUUCGAUGCGCAUCUUAAAAUUUUUCCGUACUUUUUAGCUAGGUAAGUUUAAUAAAAUGGCGAGCGAUGACAAUAACCGUCCAAAUCUCGAUGAGAAGGCCAUUGACACACCUACAGUAGCGCUGUUUUAUGGUUUUUUUGAGAAGCUCACCUAGAGAAAAAUGCUUUAAUUUUUUCUAUAAAAAAUGUUGUGUUGUAGUGGGCAUGAAGAUUUUUUCGAAAAACUUUUGUUGCAGUAGACAUGAAGAUUGAAGGGGGGGGUCAUCGUUAAUUGCUUUAUUUGCAGAUCGGGAAAGCGAAUUAAAAGCUUGUAUUGAAAUCGCAAAUAAUUUACUUAACACAACAGAAAAAUCAAUCAUAUUAAUAAAAAACCAGAAGGAAGAUAGCAAAAUCCACAAAGAAAUUCUCUACCAAGAAAACCAAAAAAUGAAAACUCAAUUAUCAAAAACAGCCAAAAAAUUUGAACAAACUAGUUCUGCUUUAUUUUUAUCUGAAGAACAAUUACAAGUUCUUAAUGCAGAAUAUCAAAAAAUUCUUUCAGAAUGCAACAAACUCAAAGAAAUGCCAAUUUCACUUGAGGAUGAAAUAAUUAAUCUAAAAACAUUUUUUCGAGAACAAUUUGAAAGCAUGUAUAAAGAAAUAGUAGGUCUUGAAAAGAAAAAUAAAGAAAUUGCUGAUGAAUACCAAAAAUUGGGUGCAGGUUCAAGAAUCGUGCAAUUUUGAUUGGAGAAAAUUUGAUAAUAAAUUUUAAAUAUUGUGUCAUUUGAUUGAAUUUUAACAGUUCUUUUCGGUUAAAUGCCUCUUAUCAAGAAUUUCGAUCAAAGUUCCCGAGGUAAUGCCCCUCAAUAAAAUAAAUGAUCAUUUGGCAUGUAGCCAAAAUUGGAAAUGCUUUACGAUGAAAAGUGUGAAAAAUUAAAUAAUUUAAAAAAAAAAUACGAAAAGUGCAGUGAAAAGUGUAGUUUGCUCGAAAAUGACAUAUUGGAAUAUAGCAACGAAUUGAUGGAUAAGGAACAAAAAUAUGGCGAAAUGAUGGUAACCAACGAAAAACUAAGAAUUCAGGUGGAAAAGCUUGAAGAAGACCUUUCAAUAUUAGAAAAUGUAAGAGUAAAAGCCACUGAGCCCAAAAAUAAUGAGAAGAGCAUUUCUCUUUCUUCAGAGCUAGAUAUCAUAGAUGAAGAACAAUUAUUUUACAAAAAUAGAAAGAAAUCUGACUCCCCUCCCCCCUUUAAAUUGGAACUAAAAAAUUUUGUUCCAAUUUAAAGGGGGGUUAAUUUUAUUUUUUAAAAAAAAAUAUCAAUAUAAAAUGUUUUAUAAAAAAAAAUUAUAUAUAAAAAUUUAAAAAAAAAAAAAAAUUCAAAAACUUAUCGAAUUAGAUCUAUAAAUUUGUUUAAUAAAAUGCUAUUUACUCUUUAUCCUUUAAAACAAAGCAAGAUAUAACUAAAUUUUCAUUAUUAGUUAAUACGCCACUAUUAAUUGGUAUCAAAAUUAUUUACACAAAAAAAUUAUUAUUUUUAUUGAUAAAAAAAUUAAAAAAAAAAAAUUUAAGAAAAUUUAUCGAUCAAAGUGCUAAUUUUGUUUAAAUAAGAUAUUAUUUAUACUCUAUUCUUUAAAAUAAAGCAAGAAAUAAGUAAAUUUUGAAAUUUUAUAAAGAAUUCCUAUUGAAUUUAUAUCAAACUAUCCAAAUAAAAAAUAUCAUUUUUAUCAAAAAAAAAACAAAAAUUAUUUUUGAAAAUUUUUAAAACAAAAAUUAAUUUUUUUUUAAAAUUUAGCAAUUAAGGAUAAUAAAUUUAUUUAAAUAAGAUGUUCUUUAUACUUUUUUCUUUAAAAAAGAGCAAGAUAUAACUAAAUUUUUAAUUUUAGUUAAGAAAAAACAUUUAACUUAUAUCAAAACUUUUUAGAUAAAAAAUUAUAUAUAAUGUUUUAUUAUAAAAUUAAAUUUUGUCCAAUUUAAAGGGGGGGUUAAUUUACCAAAAAAGUGGAAUUUUACCGAUAUUUUGUUCCAAUUUAAAGGGGGGGGGAGUGAGAUUAAGCAAAUAAGUAUCAUGCUAGAUGAUGAUACAGAAGCAUCAGAAACCCCACAGGUAAAUACGCCUAAAGCACUUACCAUUUUAUCAAGCCAAACCUUAAAGUCAGAUCAACUGGCCAAAGAUUCAAAAAUUAUUACAAAUAUAAACUCCAUUCUAUUAAAACCUCAAAAUUCCUGUGAAUUUGCUGGUCGAAAAGAGCCUGCUGAAGAAUAUUUCAUUCUCUCUACUCAAGCAGUCAAACUAAAUCUUUCAUACAUGGAUGCUAUUUGUAUCAUUCCUCCUAAAGAUUUAUAUCGCAAAGCCUUGAAAGAGAACGUCCCAUUCCAUACAUGACAUCAAUGGAUUGAGAAGCAGUUAUACUCAGCAUAUAUACAAUUAAAAUUCGCAAGAAGUUAUAAAAAUAUUUAG